Molecule: messenger RNA, 2544 nt
Organism: Trichophyton verrucosum HKI 0517
Lineage: Eukaryota; Fungi; Ascomycota; Eurotiomycetes; Onygenales; Arthrodermataceae
Exons: 5
Coding region: 1-2544 (847 amino acids)
Source: RefSeq, a predicted model, not a curated record
AUGAGUGACGACGGGUGGCCCAGAGGUCAAGAUUGUGAUGACGAUUCCAGCGGUGAAGACACACCAGAGGUCACGAGUAUCAAGAAAAGGAUUCAUCAAGCACUACGCUCAAUUGAUUCAAAGGGCGACUUUGCUUGUUUCCGUGGUCUAAAUGGGAUCCUUGACCCAAACCUCCAUAUCAAUGGCCUAGACCGGGUGGUGAAGCUGCCUCUGUCCCCCGACGAUGCCAAAGCCAUUAUCGAUGUCUGUCACAGAAGUCCGUUCGGAAAGGGUGAAGAGACGCUAGUUGACACCUCUGUGCGGAAAUGCUGGGAGCUCAACACCACCGAGUUCGACAUCAAGGCUCCCGGAUGGGCCAACUACAUGAAAAAGAUUGUCGCUGAUGUCGGCAAGGGGCUGGGUGUUGCCGAUAAGGUGGGCUCGAUCAGAGCAGACCCUUACAAGCUUCUUAUCUACGAAAAGGACGCAUUCUUCCUAUCCCAUCAGGACUCUCCAAAAGCAGAUGGGAUGUUUGCUACUUUGGUCGUCUGCUUGCCUACAAAACACGAAGGAGGUGAAAUUGUCCUCAACCAUCGGGGCAAGAGCAUGCAGUUCAAAACAUCCACCACAUCAAUGGCCGGAUUCUCAUAUGCUGCAUGGUAUUCGGAUGUCUUCCACGAGAUCAAACCCAUCACCAGUGGACAUCGUCUGGUCCUAACCUACAAUUUGAUUCUCGAAGGUACGGACAAUGUACCGUCUGCUCCUAGCUCAGAGUCUAGUGCAUUGAGAAAUGUAUUAAAAUUCUGGGAGCCCAGAGCCGAAGAUGAAGGCCCGUAUUUGCUAUUGUACAAGCUUUCGCACAUGUACACAGACUCUAGCCUGAGUUUCCAGUCGAUGAAAGGCACAGACCGCCCCCGUAUGGCUGAACUUCAGACAGCCUGUGAGGAACUAGGCUUCAACCUUUACUUAGGAAAUGUAGAGCGAGAAGUUAGAGGCUCAUGUGAUGAUUACACAAAUUCUCAGGGCUAUUAUGAGAUUCAGGAUACUAUUGAUGAUAGCACCAUCAUGAAACAGGUAAUCGACUCGCAAGGAAAUUCCGUAUGCGGCGAGAUUCCUGUUAAGAAUUGGGAGUAUAUCCAAAUGAAUGUCCUACGUGGAAUCCCUACGGAUGAGGAUUACUCGGGGUAUACAGGAAACGAAGGCACAUCUGCUGUUGUUAUCGUUCCCAAACGACUUGAUGUUUAUUUUCGCUUCCGAGGCAUAAAUGGAAGCAAUCACAUGCAAUUUCGAGACCUGGCUGGCGCUAUCAUAGCCCAGGGUCUCUACACGAUCGGGAAUAAUGAAUUAUUCGAAAAAACGAUAAAGCUACAUGCAGCUUUUGUUUCUCCAGAGGUCUACCCAUGCAUUGCAGAGAACUUGGUCGGCCAGGAAUACGAGAUUGUGAAGAAAGCGCUUAAUUAUAUCUUCCUACAAGCUCGGGAUCACCCAGCGAAACAAGUCGUGGUGGCAACUGAUCUUGUCUCAGCGUGCAUUGACAUUCCAGACGAGAGAAGGCCAGCCGAAUGGGUUGAUUUGCUAUGUUGGCGGGAGCAAAAACUUGCCGGGCUUCUACCAAGACUACAAAAUGCUAAACUAGGAACCUCAUAUAUAAACGGACAUCUCCGUAUGGAAGAGUUCCGUGCGUUCUACCGAAGAACUUUCGAAGAUCUAGUCAAAGACCUCAACCUGGACCAAGGUCUCGAAGCAAAGCCCUUGAAUAGUUUUGGGCCGCUCCGGACAAGCAUACAAUAUAAAUCCUCGGCCCUCAAGGGUGAAGAUUUGAUCAGUAUUUACGAACAGUGUCUUGAUUUCGAUAUACCCCUGUCCAUUCUUCAUGCUGGCAUUAUUCGUUCCAUAAAACAGUCUCAGUCGCUUAAAAUGGCUUUCCCCCAUAUAAUUGUCCCUUUCCUUCGGGGUAUAGUGUCAGGGUUGCCAGGUCGAACUAGCCAUAAACAGGGAUCCGCGGAGUCGACUUUCGUUCUAAGGGCGAUCUUGGAAUACGUUUUAAGAUACGUCCGUCCGAGAAGUAACGCAGCGGCGAGCUGGAGACGUCCACCGGCGUCAAGCUGCAGAUGCAAUGACUGCACUGAGCUGAAUGCAUUCUUGGAAAGUCAUACGCAAGAAGUACUUGAGCUGCGGAUAAACUCGAGCCGUCGGUUUCAUAUACACCAGGCUCUUAACAAAGAUCGGACAAUUCGUCACGAAACUCGCCGCUCGGGUAAUCCAAAUACCUUGGUGAUUACCAAGCUCGAAAACCCAGCCACCAUGUGGAAGAGUAGGGCUGUUGAUGCUGUGAAGAAUAUAAACAGUAUUGUUUCUCCUACGGAGCUCGAAGAAUUCCUCGGGUCCGCCCCAUACAAGUCAUUAAUGGCUCUUGAUAUUGUUAUCAAAGAUCGCCCGAUAGAUGACUAUAUUGGGCACUCCCGCUCUGAAGUCAGUGGGAGAAAACGCUCGGCGACUUCAGAUUUAAAUCCUGAGGGAGCUUCUAGUAUGGUACAUGACACUGAAGUGAUUGAUUUAACCUGA